Messenger RNA from Penaeus chinensis, 687 nucleotides. RefSeq lists its product as uncharacterized. NCBI's taxonomy places the organism in Eukaryota, Metazoa, Arthropoda, Malacostraca, Decapoda, Penaeidae. The transcript has 4 exons. Bases 1 to 687 code for a protein of 228 amino acids. The record is from RefSeq and is a predicted model, not a curated record.
AUGUCGACUGACGCGGCGCGCGGCUGGCUGAGGAGGAGAAACGGAGGAACGAGAGCCUGGCGUCCUUCCUACAGACCGCCCACGCGGGCGACAAGGGCCCUGCUCAGGGCUACGCCCAUGCCCAUCUUGGUGGACAAGCAGAACUGCUGCGUUGUGGGCGGCGACCCAGAGCUGGAGGGCGAGGCGCUCGUCGCCGUCCACGGGGACCUUCGGGAAAGCUGCCUCGACGACGUGCGACUGGCGGGCCGCCCCGUGACGCUUGCGGGCGGCGAGGGCGGCGACAGGAGGAGCCAAGGGGGCCAGGAGGAGCGAGGCUGCCCCGCCCCGGACCUGUGCACCAACACCUCGUGCCUGCCCCCCCUCUCCUGCCACAGCUCCUGGGCUCACGCGUCCUGCAGGUCGGUUGGGGGCGCGAGAUGGAUUGCAGGCCGGGGGAAGGAAGGCCACGGCGCUGAUGUCGAACAAAGUGGAACAAUUACCUUUUCAAUAUUUUCUGCGGGCCUGGACACCACCUCGUGGGCCGAGCCUGCCGCGACGUGGACGAGUGUGCGUAUGAGCCUUGUCUGCACGGCGGUACCUGUUACAACCUGGUCCCUGGUUACCGAUUCCAUGUUGCAGAGAGGUUGCAUUGAUGACUGUGUGACUGGAGUGCAAAUGCAAUGUGCACAGACAGAGACGAAGUGUUAA